Messenger RNA from Trichoderma virens Gv29-8, 2757 nucleotides. RefSeq lists its product as uncharacterized. Gene Ontology annotation, molecular function: metal ion binding; glycerophospholipase activity. The record is from RefSeq and is a predicted model, not a curated record. The coding region runs from base 1 to 2757 and encodes 918 amino acids. Lineage: Eukaryota; Fungi; Ascomycota; Sordariomycetes; Hypocreales; Hypocreaceae. Gene Ontology annotation, cellular component: cytoplasm. The transcript is spliced from 4 exons.
AUGGAGCAUUCACUAGGCCCUGCUUGUCGCCUUCGACCAACGCCGGACGCGGACACAGAUAAGGAAGAUGGAAUCCCCUCUGUCAAAGCUCAGUUCUUUUACACGGCUGUAUAUCCCAUCGACGACCCGCUGUCUGGUACUAUUCCCUCCGGCGGCGCGGACUCUAAGCCUUCCAAAGGGCCGCUUCGCCCAUUCUCCCAAGACGACAAUGACAUGCUACAGCAGGCGUGGCUUGGCCUCAUGUCAGAGAGCCAUCGUACCCAACACGAUGCCAUCCGAAACGGUCGAGAGCUUGACCCAUACGCUGCGAAGUCCGACACGGAAAGGCGCGACCAAAUCAUCCAGGAGCUAGCCUCGAAGCAUAUACGCAUCCAUAGUGAUAUCCAGAUACAGAGAUCAACGACUCAAGCUCCCGAGGCACUCCCAGAAACUCUACUCACCGCCUGUUGCCCUCAACUUGCCAUCGACGCCCUAGCAGAGCUUGAUACGGCAUUUUGCGCUUUGGUGAGGAAGACAAACCCGCUAUUCGAUGUCGAUGAGGUGGUCAAGGAUGUUAUUUCUGUCAUGAGCCAGCCCCAUGAGCUUCGAAGUAUCCCAAACAAGGGCCGUCAUCGUAGAACCGCUGGAUAUGUUACUACUAGUGAUGAUGGCAUUUCUGGCCGACCGUUUGUGCGUGUAUUGAGUAGUGAACAUGUACAGCCGAUUACGACGGCAAAGCAACAGCGUAGCGAUGAGCCAGAUGCUGUUCCGAAUCUCGAGGACGAGGAUAAGGAUGUCGUAGUUGGACUGGCCCGAUUGCACAAGGUGUCAUUGCAAACGCUGCAAAUGAAACCAAUAUAUUGGUCCCCGGUUAACGAUGUUGCUAUUGUGACGAGAGGUACCUGGUUUUACAAAGAUACGAUGCUGCCAGUUUCACCGGUUGUUGCCAAUCAGCUGGAAGCUGGGUACCAGGAACUUCGUCCUUGGUCCGAAACCUGGCGUGACGAAUUACGAUGUGCUAUUGAAGUUGGGGCAUCGGGGGAAGAAAAGGUUUCUUAUCGUCUUUGGCCAAUGGAAGGCGAUGGAGCAUACAGAAACACCCCUGUACCAACCGAGCCUGUGAUUUCUGCGCAUCCCUUUUGUUCUGCAUAUUGCUUUCAAGGCGAAGCUGCGACAGAAGGCCACACCGAGCCGCACCCAGCAGAUGACGGCGCUUCCGAACAUGUCCAGCAGCGCCCCUACUCUAGCUACAAUGUCAUAUACAAAGAUCGAACCAAUGCCUUUCUAAUAAAGCCAAGCCUCCAACCAUCUGCCUACUACGGCAGACGGCCUAUCCAGAAGAUUAUGAAGGGAACGACAGUUGGCAUUCCUGUUGUUCGAGGAUUCGAUAGACUGAGCUGGGAGCGUAUGCAUCGUGGGAAAAAGUCACCGCCCAAAAAGUCUACGUCUCAUGGCCUCUCUAGUUCCAGUACAUUAGAACUCUGCCCUGCUUGCGAGGCGGAUAAAGAUCGCAGCAAAGUGACAGACUUGGUGCUGGUAGCUCACGGAAUUGGCCAAAAGAUAGCUGAGAGAGUUGAGAGUUACCACUUCACGCAUGCUGUCAAUGGAUUUCGGCGAUUAGUUGACAGCGAGUUUCAGAGUCCUGUGGUGCAGGAGAUUCUACACAACAGCCAGAGCAGGCUCAUGGUUCUGCCACUCAACUGGAGAAUUGGACUGUCGUUUGAAGAUGGCGGAGCUCUGCAGACGGGAAUGGAGGCGAAUAACUCGGGUGCCGCUCAGCCUUUCGGCCUGAAGGACAUCGAGCCCAACACUAUCCCCGCCAUACGGAGCAUGAUAUCCGAUGUCAUGUUCGAUAUACCCUUCUACAUGUCCCACCAUAAGGGAAAGAUGAUUGCUGCUUUGGUGUCAGAGGCGAACCGAGUCUACCGUCUUUGGUGUAGGAACAACCCCGGAUUUGCUGAGAAUGGACGUGUCCAUCUGGUUGCACACUCCCUCGGCAGUGUCAUGGCGGUUGAAGUCCUAUCAAGACAGCCAACGGUUGCACCACUGUUGGACCUGUCUCGGCCGGAGCCAGAAACCAAGUUCUUCGAGUUCGAUACGAGGAAUCUCUUCCUGAUGGGAAGCCCUACCGGAUUCUUCUUGCUACUUGAAAGAGGAGCUCUUACGCCACGACGUGGACGCGUCAAACCUGGUGUAGAUGCGAGCGAUGCCACGGACGAAAACAUCGGCGGCGAGGUGGGCAUGUUUGGAUGUUUGGCUGUUGAUAACAUUUACAACAUCCUUGCCAAGGAAGAUCCGAUUGCCUACUUGCUCAACGGCGCAGUCGAUCCAACAUAUGCUGCCAGCCUUAAAACUGCAUAUGUUCCUACCGUUUCAGCUUCAUUUCUAAAGUCCUUUGGCGAUGCCAUGCGAACAGUUGCUAAAGGCAUGGGCGCCAAUCCCAGCUCAUCGACGACUGACGAUGGCCGUCCGUCUACCGUUCGACUGCCGUCGCAGUUGGAGCUUGAAGUCCAUGAUUUCACGAGAGAGGAAAUUGCCGAGAAGAAGGCGUUUCUUCUGAAUGACAAUGGCCAGAUCGACUGGUUUCUCCGAUCUGGCGGCGGUCCGUUGGAGAUUCAGUAUCUUAACAUGCUGAGCGCUCAUAGUUGUUACUGGAGUAACACGGACUUUAUUCGCAUGCUGUGCUAUGAGAUUGGUAGGCGGCCUGGUCGGAUGAAUACGCUGCCUGCGAUGAGGGCUGUCAAGUCUUCCAGGCGCCAGAUACCCAUUGCUAGCUAA